This is a messenger RNA of Cavenderia fasciculata, 915 nucleotides long. It is a transcript of the gene tra2, whose product is annotated as RNA-binding region RNP-1 domain-containing protein. The record is from RefSeq and is a predicted model, not a curated record. The coding region runs from base 1 to 915 and encodes 304 amino acids. Gene Ontology annotation, molecular function: RNA binding. Gene Ontology annotation, cellular component: spliceosomal complex. Gene Ontology annotation, biological process: positive regulation of mRNA splicing, via spliceosome. The transcript has 4 exons. Lineage: Eukaryota; Evosea; Eumycetozoa; Acytosteliales; Cavenderiaceae.
AUGUGUAUUUAUACAAUCAACCCUUUUAUAAGUAAUACAUCGACGAUAGGAAAAAUGCAUGAAUCAGAUGCCCAUGGAGGUUCACCAUCAGUAGGAACCUCAUCAAACAACAACAACAACAAUACCACUGCCUCUUCAGAGUCAUAUCCACAUGACGGUAUUGCCAACGGAGGUAGAAACUCCAACGAACGUUCAGGUGCCAAUAGCUCUGGUGACAGAUUCGACAGAGAUAGAAACGAUAGAGAUAGAAACGACAGAAACGAUAGAAGCAACAGCCAAGACGACGAAGAAACUCAAAGACUAAACAAACUCGCAAAUACUGCACCACCAAGUAGAGUAUUGGGAGUAUUUGGAUUGAAUCCAAGAACCACAGAAUCAGACUUGGACCAAGUCUUUUCAAAGUAUGGUAAACUUGAAAAGGUAAAUUUGAUCAGAGACCGUCAGACGAGAUCAUCGAGAUGCUACGCCUUUAUCUACUUUGACAACAAGGAGGAUGCCGUUUCGGCCAAGGAGGGAUCGCUCUCUCUCGAGCUCGACGGACGUGUCAUACGUAUCGAUUACUCUGCUUCGCAAAAGCCACACGAUCCAACACCAGGACGAUACUUUGGAACUCCAUCACGUUAUAGUCCAUACAAGAGAUAUGAUGACAGAGGUGGAUACAACAGAGGUGGAGACAGAGGAGGAGAUAGAGGUUACGACAGAUACGACCGUGACAGAAGCAGAGACAGAGGUUACGACAGAUACGACCGUGAUAGAAGCAGAGAUAGAGACUAUGAUAGAGACAGAGGUUACGAUCGUGACAGAAGCAGAGAUAGAGGUGGUGAUAGAGGAGGUGAUAGAGACAGAGGUUACGACAGAGAUAGAAGCAGAGAUAGAGGUUAUGAUAGAGACAAUAGCAGAGAUAGAUAUAGAUAA